This is a messenger RNA of Argentina anserina (silverweed cinquefoil), 3509 nucleotides long. Its product is annotated as FT-interacting protein 7. Lineage: Eukaryota; Viridiplantae; Streptophyta; Magnoliopsida; Rosales; Rosaceae. The transcript has a single exon. The coding region runs from base 228 to 3371 and encodes 1047 amino acids. The record is from RefSeq and is a predicted model, not a curated record.
AAGGGGCCACCUCACCAUCACCACCACCAAACCCUCUUCUUCUUCUUCUUCUUCUUCUUCUUCUUCUAAGUUAAGCUCUCACUGUCUUCUUACUGCAACAGAAUGUCUCACUUCACCAUCCAUGUCUCCUUCUUCACUCCUACUCCUUCACUACCCACCUCCUAAUUUCCCUUCAUUUCUCUCCCCACACCCCGUCUUGAAUCUCACCCCAUAACUAACCCACCACCAUGACCAAGCUUAUGGUCGAAGUUCACGAUGCUAGUGACCUCAUGCCCAAAGACGGCGACGGUUUCGCGUCACCCUUUGUGGAAGUGGACUUCGACCAGCAGAGACAGAGAACACAGACCAAACCCAAAGACCUCAAUCCUUACUGGAACGAGCAGCUCGUUUUCAACGUCGACAACCCAAUAGAGCUUUCCAACCACACUAUCGACGUCGUUGUCUACAAUGACAGAAAUUCCGGUCACCACAAAAACUUUCUCGGCCGGGUCAGAAUCUCCGGCGUCUCCGUCCCCCUGUCCGAGUCAGAAGCCACACUCCAGCGCUACCCACUUGACAAAAGAGGCUUGUUCUCCAACAUUAAAGGCGACAUCGCUCUUCGAAUCUAUGCUGUUCGAGAUUCCAAUAGUACUAUUGCUCCCCAACCAGAGCUACAACAGCAACAUCAAUAUGGAAAUGUUGAGAAAGACACUGCUUACGGUUCUAGCGUAGAGAUUCCUCACGUUUUCUCUCCUACUCCUCUACAAGAAAUCAAUGGUAAUACUCAUAGGAUUUAUGAAGAAGCCGAGCAUCAUCAUCACACGAGUGAGGAGAAGCUGAUGAAGAAGAAGAAGGAACCGGCAGUGAGAACUUUCCACACCAUCGGAACUGGUGGCGGUGGUGGUGGUGGUGGUUUCACUCAUUCUCAUCCACCUUCAUCCGGGUUUGGGUUUGAAACCCACCACCAGAGAGCACCCCAAGUUGAAACAAGGACCGAUUUCGCCCGGGCGGGGCCGGGUGCGGGUCCUGCCACGGUUAUGCAUAUGCAGGGACCUCCGAGGCAGAACCCGGAAUAUGCUCUGGUGGAGACUAGUCCACCACUCGCAGCCCGGCUCCGGUAUAGACCCGGCGGGUUUUCAGGGGAUAAGACCUCCAGCACAUAUGACUUGGUGGAGCAGAUGCAUUACUUGUAUGUCAGUGUGGUGAAGGCUAGAGAUCUUCCGACUAUGGAUGUGUCUGGAAGCCUUGACCCUUAUGUGGAAGUGAAGCUCGGGAACUACAAGGGAGUCACCAAGCAUUUGGAGAAGAAUCAGAACCCUGUUUGGAUGCAGAUUUUCGCCUUCUCGAAGGAGAGGUUGCAGUCGAAUUUGCUUGAAGUGAGUGUGAAGGAUAAAGAUUUUGGGAAGGAUGAUCAUGUCGGAAGAGUGUUUUUUGAUCUUACUGAAGUCCCAGUUCGAUUUCAGCCGGAUAGUCCUCUUGCUCCUCAGUGGUACAGAUUGGUGGACAAGCAUGGGGACAAGGUUAGAGGGGAGAUCAUGCUCGCUGUUUGGAUGGGGACUCAAGCUGAUGAGUCGUUUCCUGAAGCAUGGCAUUCUGAUGCACAUGACAUUAGCCAUGUCAAUCUUGCUAGCACAAGAUCAAAGGUUUACUUCUCACCAAAAUUGUAUUAUCUUAGAGUUCAAAUUCUUGAAGCUCAGGACCUUGUCCCUUCAGAAAGAGGCAGACCCUUGGACACAUAUGUGAAGGUACAGCUUGGUAAUCAGAUGAGGGUGUCAAGGCAUUCUCAAGUUCCCACAAUUAAUCCAAUUUGGAAUGAUGAGCUCAUGUUGGUUGCAUCGGAGCCGUUUGAUGAUCUCCUUUUCAUAUCGGUGGGUGACAGGAUUGGACCUGGCAAGGAUGACUUGUUAGGAAUGGUGAUUCUUUCGGUUAGAGAUCAGAUUCCGCCAAGAUUGGACACUCAUAAGCUUCCUGAGCCUCGCUGGUACAAUCUUCAGAAGCCUUCAGUGGCAGCUGAAGAGGAAAAAGAGAAAAAGAACGAAAAAUUUUCGAGCAAGAUUCAUCUCCGCCUUUUUUUGGAUGCAGGUUAUCAUGUUCUUGACGAGUCUACACAUUUUAGCAGUGAUAUGCAGCCUUCUUCUAAGCACCUGAGGAAAGCAAGCAUUGGAAUUCUAGAACUUGGGAUUCUUAGUGCCAAGAAUUUGCUCCCUAUGAAGGGUAGGGAGGGUAGGACUACUGAUUCAUACUGUGUAGCCAAGUACGGGAACAAAUGGGUUCGAACUAGAACGCUUCUCAACACUCUGAGCCCUCGCUGGAAUGAGCAGUACACAUGGGAAGUGCAUGAUCCGUGCACUGUCAUUACCGUUGGUGUUUUCGACAAUCAUCAUAUCAAUGGAAGCAACGAGGACGCCAGGGAUCAGAGGAUUGGUAAGGUAAGAAUCAGGUUAUCCACUUUAGAGACUGAUCGGAUUUAUACACAUUACUAUCCUCUGUUGGUUUUGACGCCCUCUGGUUUGAAGAAGCAUGGUGAACUUCAUUUGGCAUUAAGGUUCAGUUGCACAGCUUGGGUUAAUUUGGUAGCUCAAUAUGGAAGACCAUUGCUUCCAAAAAUGCACUAUAUCAAUCCUAUACCUGUUAGGUAUGUUGAUUGGCUCCGCCACCAGGCAAUGCAGAUUGUGGCUGCACGGCUAUCUCGAGCAGAGCCACCACUAAGGCGGGAGGCUGUUGAGUACAUGUUAGAUGUAGACUACCAUAUGUUUAGUCUAAGGAGAAGCAAAGCCAACUUCCAACGUAUCAUGUCGCUUCUCAGUGGAUUCACCAUGGUCUGCAGAUGGUUCAAUGACAUUUGCACUUGGAGAAACCCGAUCACAACUUGCCUGGUGCACAUUUUGUUCGUGAUUCUAGUGUACUACCCGGAGCUGAUCCUGCCAACAAUUUUCCUCUACCUCUUCGUGAUUGGUUUAUGGAACUAUAGGUUCAGGCCAAGGCACCCGCCUCACAUGGAUGCUCGGAUUUCACAGGCAGAGUUUGCACAUCCUGAUGAAUUAGAUGAGGAAUUCGACAGCUUCCCUACAAGCCGACCCUCUGAAAUUGUGAGAAUGAGGUAUGACAGGUUGCGUAGCGUGGCGGGUAGAGUGCAAACUGUGGUGGGAGAUUUGGCAACCCAAGGGGAAAGAGCUCAGGCACUACUAAGCUGGAGGGAUUCAAGGGCUACUGCAAUCUUCAUCAUCUUCUCACUGAUCUGGGCAGUUUCCAUAUACAUUACUCCCUUCCAGGUUGUGGCAGUGCUGGUCGGACUCUACAUGCUGCGGCAUCCACGAUUCCGGAGCAAGAUGCCUUCUGCACCUGUUAAUUUCUUCAAGAGAUUACCUUCCAAGUCCGAUAUGUUACUAUGAGAGUUAGCUAAAUCACCUUCAUUAUUCUGCAAGAACAGUUUUCUACUUAUCUCAUUCUUGUAAAGAAAAAGGUUAUUCCAAACGAGCAGAAGGAAAGACAAAUGUGAUAAUGUGAUUCUCCCACUUUCUCUGGAUACA